GUGCCAUGCAGGGCAGAAUUAAUAGUCAGUUUGGAGUAAGGUUACUUUACUUACUUUAUUUCAUUCUGUGUUUCUCUCGUGUUAAAUAAUAACCACUACAAUUAACUGCUAUAUCGAGAUUUUGCUGAACUCCUAUUGGCUUUGAUAUACAACUUUUGUUGAGAAUGAGUGAUAUUGAUCUGGUAGAAACUGGCAGUGGGUCAGAUGAUGAUAAAGAUGUGCCCACAUUGCCAGCAGAUACGUUGGCCAUUUUAGAAGACUUUUAUAAAGAACAAAAUAAAAAACAUCAAAACGAAGAACAGGGUGAUAUAGGAGAGGACUGGCAACUCAGUCAAUUCUGGUAUGAUGAUCAUACAGCCACAACUUUAGCAGAAGAGGUCCUGAAAGCUAGUAGCAAUGGAAGAAUCUGCUGUUUGUGCGCGCCGACUCUUUACAAAAAACUUUGUCAACUCAGGCCAGACAGCUGUGAAAUUUUCCUCUUCGAAUUUGACAAACGUUUUGCUGUUUUUGGACAAGACUUCGUGUAUUAUGACUAUAAUGAUCCUUUGGGCAUCCCUUCUCGUAUUUCCAAGAAUUCGUUCGAUUUUGUCUUCGCCGAUCCGCCAUUUUUAACCGAAGAAUGUUUUACUAAAGUUGCGAAAACGGUGGAAUAUUUAAUGAAAGAAAAACUCAUGUUUUGCACAGGUUUACGGAUGCAAGAUACGGUGGAAAAAAUGUUUGAUGCAAAACCAUGCCAGUUCAUUCCUCAACAUAAAAACAAUUUGAUGAAUGCUUUCAGAUGUUAUACAAACUAUGACUGUAAACUGAACUAAAUAAAUAAACUGAACUACAUAUUUUA
Messenger RNA from Dendronephthya gigantea, 838 nucleotides. Its product is annotated as EEF1A lysine methyltransferase 1-like. Gene Ontology annotation, molecular function: protein-lysine N-methyltransferase activity; nucleic acid binding. The record is from RefSeq and is a predicted model, not a curated record. Bases 165 to 812 code for a protein of 215 amino acids. The transcript is spliced from 4 exons. Lineage: Eukaryota; Metazoa; Cnidaria; Anthozoa; Malacalcyonacea; Nephtheidae. Gene Ontology annotation, biological process: methylation.